Lactuca virosa is the source of this 543-nucleotide messenger RNA. The record is from the annotation of a GenBank genome assembly. Lineage: Eukaryota; Viridiplantae; Streptophyta; Magnoliopsida; Asterales; Asteraceae.
AUGGCAGAGCUGAAUAGCAACGAAGAACCACAUGUAUUGCCGUCCAAGCGAAAGCAAACUGCCACAGACGCAGAUGUCGAGUCCACAAAGAAGCACCAAGUAGAGAGUUGUGCCGUUAAAGACGCCUCCGCUGCCGCCGAAGAGAAAGUUAUCAACGACAAUGGAGAGGAAGAGGAAGAGGAAGAGGAAGACUAUGACGGAGAAGACGAUGUCGAUUCGGAAGACGAAGAAGAUGAUGACGACGAAGACGAAGACGAAGUUGAACAUUCCAACGGCGGAGCUGAAAUUGAUCGGAAGGGGAAAGGGAUAAUGAAGGAUGAUAAGGGUAAAGGAAAGCUGAUCGAAGAGUCCGAAGAAGACGACUCUUCCGAUGAUGACGGCGCGAGUGAAUCAGACGGUGAUGAUGAUGAUCUUUCCGAUGAUCCGUUGGCGGAGGUCGAUUUGGAUAACAUUCUUCCUUCAAGGACACGGCGUCGUACGGCUCCUCCGGGGUUGCGCAUUUCUAAUGAUAAGUUCUCCAACGAUAAGGACAACGAUGCCUAA